AUGAGUUCAUCACCAUCAUCUCAUUGGGUUGAAUCCCUUUUUCCACCUCAAUAUUCCAUCCGAGAUUAUCGUGCUACAUUUCAACCUGAUCAUCAACGUGUACGUCGUUAUAUUACAACAUUAUCAUCAUUUGAUGCUCCAACAUUAGCCGCUAUUUAUGAACAAUCUUAUUUAUUUACACUUAUACAACGUUUAGCUAAACAAGAAGAAGAUAAUGAAAAAAAGAUUCAAAGUAAAACAAAAACACAAGCUAAUCAAACACAACCUGUUGAUUCUGUCCUUGAUAUUCGUCUUAUUCGAUCAUAUCUUGAAAAACAUAAAGAAAAAGAAGAUGCAGAAAAAAAAUCCGAUCAUAUCGAAAAUCUUUGGACAUCCGAUGAAAUUUCUAUUAUUCGUUCAGCUUAUAUGAAAGUACAUGAUGAUUGUUUGCGUUUAAAAUCUGAAAAUGAUUAUUAUCGAAAUCAAUUGGAAAUAAUUCAAAAUAAAUUUAAUGAAACAAAUCAAAUCUUAGAAAAACUUCAAGAAGAACAUUUAGAAUUAAAAAAAAUUCAUACACGUUGGACAAUACGAACGAAUUCAUCCGAACAAAUUCUUGAUCAACAACGUCAAGAAAAUAAAGAAUUAAUUGAACAUAUAGAAAAAUUAACUGAACAAAAUGAAUUUUAUCGUCGUAAUCAUUUACAAAUGCAAACAAAUUUACUUGAAAAACAAACACGCGUUGAACAUUUAGAAAGAAAAAUUGAUCAUUAUGAUCAAACAAUAAAAAAUGAAUGUGAUCGACGUAUUGAUUUAGUUGAAAAACGUUCUCAAACAGCUAAAGAACGAUAUAAAAUUGAACAAAAUAAAUUACAAACAAAAUUAGAUAAAGAACAAGAUUUAAGAAGGCAAAAUCUUCUUGCAUUAGAUCAAUUAAGAAAGCAUGUUCCACUAGCAAUUCCACAAGAGAAUGAACAAUCAUUAUGUGAUAUUAAACAUGUCAAAUAUGUUUAA
This is a messenger RNA of Adineta steineri, 990 nucleotides long. Lineage: Eukaryota; Metazoa; Rotifera; Eurotatoria; Adinetida; Adinetidae. The record is from the annotation of a GenBank genome assembly.